AUGUCUAUAGAGAUGCCUAAAGAGACUACAGAGAUGUCUUUAGAGAAUACCGCUCUGAAACGACGACUUUCUUUGAAGAACCGAACCGUUCGGCAGAUUACGUCAGUACUUCACCGGUCCCACUCGAAGGUUCUCACGGGCCCUCGCUUAAAGCGAACCAUACGACCUUGUCCUGACGGCUGUGAGGAGCAUGGCGUGAAGACGGCCGUGGAGAAGGGACACCGGGCCUGUGUCAUGAAACACUUAAUCUCCGACUCACCCACAGGUAUCGGAGAUGGAAGGGACGACAUACUUCUGUUCCGGGCUUGCAAACAACCAGAGAUUUUGGAGAUGUUACUGGAAUUCGGAUGUGACGUCAACGCCGCGUGUCCUGUCGAUGUAGAAGUGCAAACUCGGUUGAUUCCCGCCGGCCAGACUGCUCUUCAUGUCGCUGCUGUAGACGGCAACCUCACCAGCGUUAAAAUUCUUCUACAGUACGGCGCAGACGCAGAUCCUCGAGAUGUAAACAACACGUCACCGCUGUUUGCCGCCUGUUCAGCUGAUCAAGCGGAAGUGACUAACUACUUAUUUCGUGUCUGCCUCAGAAACAACAACACGUCAUCAAUGGCCGCCUGGUCAGCCCAGACAUUAUUACAAGCGAGUAUGCGUGGUUAUCUUUGUAUAGUUCGUCUGAUUUGUGAUAAAGGUCUCGCAAAUCCUGACAGCCCUGAUAUUUACGACGGUCUUACACCAUUGAUUGCAGCUUCCCGGGCCGGACAUACGGCUGUAGUCCGUUAUCUCUUAGAUCAGAAAGUGAACAUUGGAUGGCGUGACAAAUUGCGCCACUGGACAGCCGAGGAUUAUGCCCAGGCUUAUAAUCACAAACAAUGUGCUUCUCUUUUAGUUGAGGCCAAAAAAAUGGCGGCAUCCUCACAAAAAGACGUUCUCUUAUUUUUUCUUUCUUUUGCUUACUUUCUUUGUCGCUUUCUUUCUUUUUCUUUCUUUCUUUCUUUCUUUUUUCUUUUUUUCUUUCUUUCUUUCUUUCUUUCCGUCUUGCUUUCCUUCUUACUUCUUACUUCUUUCUUUCUCUUCCCGUUCGUCUUUCUUUCUUUCUUUCUUUCUUUCUUUCUUUCUUUCUUUCUUUCUUUCUUUUUCGCUCUGUCUUUCUUUCAUUUUCCUCUCAGUCUGACUUUCCUUCUUCGUCUUUCUUUCUCUUCCGCUUCGUCCGUCUUUUCUUUCUUUCUUUCUUUCUUUCUUUCUUUCUUUCUUUCUUUCUUUCUUUCCGUCUUGCUUUUCUUCUUUCUUCAUCUUUAUUUAUUUCCUUUCUUUCUUUCUUUCUUUCUUUCUUUCUUUCUUUCUUUCUUUCUUUCUUUCUUUCUUUCACUCACUUCUUUGAAUUUUCUUUUUUCAUACUUUCUUUAUUUACUUACUAUUAUCCUAGGAUUACGGUAUUUAUUUAUUUAUUCCGGCGUCCUUCUUUUCUUCAUUCCGUUUUUCUUUCUUUCUUUUUGGCCUCCGUCUUGCUUCAUGAUUUUCUUUCUUUCUUUCUUUCUUUCUUUCUUUCUUUCUUUCUUUCUUUCUUUCUUUCUUUCUCCCUCCAUCUUUCUUUCUUACUUUUCCCCUUCCAUCUUUCUUUCUUUCUUUCUUUCUUUCUUUCUUUCUUUCUCCGCCUAG
Messenger RNA from Acanthosepion pharaonis, 1653 nucleotides. The record is from the annotation of a GenBank genome assembly. Lineage: Eukaryota; Metazoa; Mollusca; Cephalopoda; Sepiida; Sepiidae.